CGCAAGACAUCGAAACAUUUGGAGAAGUCAGAAUGUGGUACACGAGAAGCCGUCUUUUAUAUUUGGAGCAAUCGAGAGACUGCUACUAAAGCCCAUGUGCCUGAUUGAUCAAGAAAGAUACAAGAAAUUCGGGAGGGUGUUUGGUGCCUUCGAGCAAGGGAAACCCUGCCUCUUUGUCGCAGAGCCGGACCUUAUAAAGCAGGUCUUGGUCAAGGACUUUACACGCUUACCAAACAGAGUGCUUGGAAAAACAUCGAUUCCUGUAUUAGACAACAUGAUUAUCAGGGCCCCCGUAGAGCGCUGGCGACCGAUCCGUACCACGACAAGCCCAGCGUUCUCCACAGGAAAGCUGCGUAAGAUGAACUCUAUGAUUCAGAAAUGUGCAAUGAUAAUGUCAAACCACCUCAAUGAAGCUGCGGAGACCAAGGAAGACGUUGACUUGAGAAGACUAUACGGGCACUACACCCUCGAUGUGAUAGCAAGGUGCGCCUUUGGCACAAUCAUUAAUUCUCACGUAGAGACCUCGAAUGUGUUUGUGGAGAACGUCAACAAGUUAUUUUCGGAAAGAAGAAUGUCUUGGAGGAUAGCUGUUGCAAUGUUGUUUCCUGGACUCAUGAAGUACUUUCCGCGCAUCAUGAAGGAGAGACGCCAGGCUGGCAAGCGUCACGAGGAUUUCUUGCAACUCAUGAUGGACGCCCAGGAAGGUUGCCUGGCCUCAGCCGAGGACAGCACGGAGGAGCCCGAAAACGAGAUCUUCGAUGUUGGCUGUGAUACUAAGCUGUCUUCGACGAAGAAUAAUAAACGUCUUAGUGAAUUGGAGGCCACGGCACAGUGCGUAAUCUUCUUCCUGUCUGGUCAAGAAGCUGUGUCCACCACGAUAACGUUUGCCGCGUACCAUCUCGCACUUAAUCCUAUCAUCCAAGAAAAACUCCAAAAAGAAGUGGAAGAGUGUAUCGCGGCGAAUGGCUCGGAACCAAGUUUAGACGUCAUAUCGAAGUUGAAGUAUCUUCAUUGUGUAGUUUCGGAAACACUACGCAUACUUCCAAUCGCAUCAAGGCUUGAACGGUGCGGCUACGAAGAUUACGUCUUCGGUGACACUGGCAUCAAGCUUCCCAAAGGGUGCACCGUAUAUAUCCCUGUAUAUGCUCUGCAUCAUGACCCGGAGUUCUUUCCCGAUCCUGAGAGUUUCAAGCCUGAGCGGUUCAGUGAAGAAAAUGUGGGAUCCAUUCGACCGUACACGUAUCUUCCUUUCGGCGCUGGUCCACGGAACUGCAUUGGAAACCGCUUUGUGAUUCUAACGAUCAAGCUUUGCCUGUUUCAUUCAGUGCGCAGUGUUGAGUUUACUCGCACUAGCAAGACUAAGGUUCCCUUGAGCAUCAAGAGAGGGCUCGGUGGCUUGUGUACAGAAGACGUCACUCUCGGAAUACAGAAAAGGCGUGACCAACGCCUUGGAGGAGGGGGUUUAGAAAAGUAUGCACAAUUAACGAGUGAAAAUACUUAAUAAAUAUGCUCUUCCAGUGGCGAAAAUUGCUGCGGCAAUCGAAGCUUGCCAGAAAGAUACGCAUGUGGUCACCCAAUAAUAAAU
This is a messenger RNA of Rhipicephalus microplus (southern cattle tick), 1585 nucleotides long. RefSeq lists its product as uncharacterized. Lineage: Eukaryota; Metazoa; Arthropoda; Arachnida; Ixodida; Ixodidae. Gene Ontology annotation, molecular function: monooxygenase activity; heme binding; oxidoreductase activity, acting on paired donors, with incorporation or reduction of molecular oxygen. The record is from RefSeq and is a predicted model, not a curated record.